This is a messenger RNA of Melozone crissalis (California towhee), 936 nucleotides long. RefSeq names its product taste receptor type 2 member 40-like. Gene Ontology annotation, molecular function: G protein-coupled receptor activity; bitter taste receptor activity. Lineage: Eukaryota; Metazoa; Chordata; Aves; Passeriformes; Passerellidae. The transcript has a single exon. The coding region runs from base 1 to 936 and encodes 311 amino acids. Gene Ontology annotation, biological process: sensory perception of taste; G protein-coupled receptor signaling pathway; detection of chemical stimulus involved in sensory perception of bitter taste. The record is from RefSeq and is a predicted model, not a curated record. Gene Ontology annotation, cellular component: membrane.
AUGAUGACAUCUUUUGCUCUCCUUUGUCUAUCAAUUGCUAUAAUUGAAUGUAUGGCAGGAAUUCUGGGAAAUGGAAUUAUCUUGGCUGCCAGUUCAUUGAGCUGCCUUGGGAGCAAAACAUGGCCCCCAUAUGAUAUGAUCAUGAUCUCGCUGAGUUCAUCUAAAAUUACAUUGCAAUGCUGGAUUAUACUGGAUUUAUUCUUAACUAUAUUUUGUGAACCCUCCUAUUUUGAAGAAAAUAUAUUUGGAGUUAUCAGGACAGGCUAUAUGUUUCUGAACUACUCCAGCCUCUGGUUUGGAGCCUGGCUUAGUGUCUUCUAUUGCAUCAAGGUUGCCAGUUUUACACAGUCUUUCUUCAUCUGGCUGAAGCUGAGAAUUGCCAGGCUGAUGCCCUGGAUGCUGCUCACAUCAUGGCUCUGCUCCUUCAUAACUGCAUCUGCCUUUGUCUGGGAUGUCUACAGUGUGCACGAGAACAUCACUGCUCCUUCAUCCAUGACAAACUCUUCAGCAUGGACAACCACAAGGAAAGACAGCUCUGGUUUAUUAAUUCUUCUUUAUAAUGCUGGUGUAGCUCUGCCUUUAAUACUGUCUGUUGUUUCAAGUGUACUGCUGAUUCGGUCUCUGUGGAUCCACACCAGACGCAUGCAAAAUAAUGCAAGUGGCUUCAGGGAUCCCAGUUUAGAGGCCCAUAUGAAAGCCAUCAAGUCAGUCUGCUCCUUACUUAUCUUUUAUGUUACAUAUUUCAUAGCUUUCACUUUUCUUUUAUACAAUUUGUUUUUACGUUUUAGCACCCCAAAAUCCAUAUGUAUAGCUGUAAUGGCUGCCUGCCCUACAGCACACACAUUGGUCCUAAUUUGGAGCAAUCCCAAAUUUCAAGAGCUGCCAGCUCGGAUUUGGCACCACAUCAACUGUUCUGUCAGAAUUGCAUCCAUGUAA